UCAAUGCCUAUAUACUUACUUUUUGAAUCAAAUCAAUGUAUGUUUAUUUAUGUAUUUGUAUUCCAAUUUUCCAAAUGGUUUGAGAAAAUCAAUUAUAAAUAAUUGCAACAUGUAACACAUUAUUAAGAAGUACACGCUUUUAAGGAGUAGUACCUACCUAUAUCUUAUCAUUCUUUAAGUCCAGUCUUGAGCGACAUUUAUACUCGGCUCGGUAAUUAUUUUCUGCUACUAGUCUACUACAUAACAAUGCGAGUCUGCAGGGUUUGUCUGACAACUGAUUCAAAACUGUAUAACAUGGACGAUUAUAACUUAAAAACGCCUUAUGAAGGACUAACAAAAAUUAAUUUGCCAGCAGAUGGCUCACCCCACUCCCUGUGCUGGGAAUGUGCCUUCAGGCUGCUGGCAUGUGCUCGCUUCCAGCAGAAGGCCCUGCGCAGCCAGGCUCUGAUGGCUAGCCUUUAUAACCAAUAUGAUUACAUGCAGCAGCUGCAAACCAUAGAUCGUCAGAAACACAACCUCACAUCCACCUUAGUUUGCAAAUAUUAUGUAAAUCACUAUGUUUUAAAGUUACAUGACACGGAAGGAACAUAUGAACAAGCACAAGAACCUAUACAAGAAGUAAAUAUAAAUGAAGUUACAAGCGAUAAUGAGCUGCAUAGCGUACAAUUUGAUUUAGAUCCUGAAACAUCCAGCGAUGAAGUUUUAGCUAAACAGAAAAAACCAAAAAAGAGUAAAAAGAAGAAAAAAGAACUUAAAAUAGACAGAAGAAGGAAGCCAGCGAGUGAAGUGUUAAACGAAGCCUUAUUUACUAUCACUGACUUGACUUUUAAGGAGCAGUUAGAGGUGAUAAUGAGAAGGAAAGAGACAGCGAAUUAUAAGAAUUCUGUUUUUAAAUGUGAAGAUUGUUUUAAAGGGUUUUUGGACGAGGACGCUUAUAAUAGUCAUAUUAUUCGGCAUACAGAUCAAAGCGGCACAUUCGUAUGCGAAGUGUGUAAAACACACUUUAAAAUGCAACACGCGCUGCGCAACCACGCUGCUUCGCAUGUGCAACAGUUUAGUUGCAAGUGCUGCGCUUAUGUUACUACUAGGAGACACGCGGCUAAACUACAUGAAGGGUGGCACAACGGAACGCGUUAUCAGUGCCCUCACUGUCAAGAAGACUUCGUCAAGUUCUCAACCUACAUGGGGCACAUUCGCAUCAAGCAUCCAUCGGACUGGGUGUGCUCCCUCUGCGGACAUUCAUUCGUGAGUGGAAAAGGUCUGCAGCUGCACAAGAAACUAAAGCAUCGCUUUAACCACCAGCCGGUCGAUGAGAACGGCCCGUACUGCCAACGGUGUGACGUCCGCUUCGCCUCGCAGGCUGCUCUAGACCAACAUACCAAACUAUCUCCUAGACACGAUGCGGACAGGAAAGAAAACGGUUGUCGCAAGAGGGGACGGCGCAUCGAAGACGAGUGUGACAGAGACGGCAAGACUCGUCGGAGCAGGACGGACAAGCCUGAGGGACCCAUUCCGUGCGAACAGUGUGACAUGCAACUUCCGGACUCUCUCGCAUACUACCGCCACUUCCGGCGAACACACCCGGACAAGAAUCGAACCAACUACCCCUCGAUGAAGACCAAAAGCAUGUGCGAAGUGUGCGGGAAGAUGUUCCAGAGUCUAGCCCUCCUCCAAGACCACAGCUCCACCCACACAGACGGCAAACUCUUCAAAUGUCAGCAAUGCGACAAAAGCUUCCAGCGGCGAUACCGACUGAUUGCUCACCGACGAUUACACUCCACACGCCCGCAGCACGCUUGCACGGCUUGCGGCAAGAGGUUCUCUACAGCUAGCAACAGGACGAGGCAUAUGGCGAGUCAUACCGGCCUAAAACCAUACAAGUGCGAAAUGUGCGGGAAGUGCUUCAAGCACGCGAGCGAGAAGCGUGCACACAUCACGUACGUGCAUCUCAAGAAACCGUGGCCCAAGCGUGCUCGGGGCAAGCACCGGGACACCAAGCAGACGCAGCCUGCCCCGCUACAGCAAGAGAUGGCGCUCGCGCAGCCGCUGUGGUGCGAAAACAAAAUGGCCGCAGACAAGAUGUACAUCCUGUAAAGUUGGCUUAUCAUUUGUAAUUUUCUUUUUUGUAAAAUACAGAGGUAUUAUUAAAUACAGUCAUAGCCCCGCAAAACUCAACAAUGAGUUUGACUGUGGGAUCAUCUGUCUCAAGUAUGUCAUAUACCAUUUACAUCUCAGGCGUUUGAUAUAGAUGUUGCACGUUGAUUUUCUAGUACAGGCACAGAAUAAGUAAUAGUAUUAUCAUACAGAACGGCCACGCCCCGUCCCGCCCCGACUCGAAUUAACUCGCCCCGCGACACCAGAUUGACGGCCGUUUGUCGGCCGCUCAGUAAUGUUUUUUAAGCAACUUACUCACACAAUGACGCAUGCCGCGUGUACAGACGUGUCGUUCACACAGAGACGCAAGUGAUUUUUGAUGUAUAACGUGUCCGCCCUGUGGUACAGGGGUCGACAAACCGCGGCUCGCCCACCGCAUGCGGCUCUUUGAAGGUACAAAAAGCCACACAAUAAAUUAAAAAAAUUACACGACUGCAUACAAACAUGUAUGCAGGGGUGCUAAGCGAAUAGUUUUGCAGACUGUACAUAAAUAGAAUUAAGUUGGUAAAUAAAUACCUUGUUUUAAUAAGUUUUGUACCAUUGGCUCAUUAAUCUGAUUAUUGUUAUUUUAUUUAUAUUUUUAAAGUAUUGUAACUCACAUAGUUUUAGGGGAUAAAGAUCUCAGUAGGAUCCCUAUAUUGUAAUGUAUUGAGAUGUGCAAUACAAUGUAAUUAUUAUUUAUAGAUGAAGUAAUAAGAAUUUUGAAUGGCAUCCAGAGG
This is a messenger RNA of Cydia strobilella, 2873 nucleotides long. Its product is annotated as zinc finger protein 737-like. The transcript has 14 exons. Gene Ontology annotation, molecular function: zinc ion binding; DNA-binding transcription factor activity, RNA polymerase II-specific. The record is from RefSeq and is a predicted model, not a curated record. Gene Ontology annotation, biological process: regulation of transcription by RNA polymerase II. Gene Ontology annotation, cellular component: nucleus. NCBI's taxonomy places the organism in Eukaryota, Metazoa, Arthropoda, Insecta, Lepidoptera, Tortricidae. Bases 247 to 2094 code for a protein of 615 amino acids.